Messenger RNA from Knipowitschia caucasica, 2676 nucleotides. NCBI's taxonomy places the organism in Eukaryota, Metazoa, Chordata, Actinopteri, Gobiiformes, Gobiidae. The record is from the annotation of a GenBank genome assembly.
AUGCUUGUGCUGAGUGUUACUUCUGUGUGUUGUAGGUCACCUGCAAAGUUCGUCAUUCCCUCACCAAAGGCUGUACAGAGAUCUUUUAACACUGUAAAAGAGGAUGGCAAUGAGACAAAUCUGCCUGCUGCCAUUCCCCAAGAUGACUCUCUUCAGAUCAUUGACAGUAUCAUAGAAGAAAGCCAAAAAGGAAGUGCUGAUGAUGCGACUCCCCUGCUUGAUAAUCUUAAUACUGUUGAAAGAGCGGAGCCACCAGCGGAAGAGAAUGAAGCUCAGGAAGUUCCUUUGGAGCAAGUGGAGGAAGCUGAGUAUCCUCGUUGUGUGGAGAGUGAGGAAGAACGAUCCGAAGGUGCAGAGACAAACAACGCAAGAGUUUCAGCACCAGAAUCACUGGACAUCUCAGAGCUCAGAGCCUCACAGGACGUUUUUCAGCCUCCAGAUAUUACCAGUACUUUAGGACAGCCUGAUGGGACACGCACAGCUCCAGGAGAUGAACUGAGACCUGCAGACCUUUUAGACCAGGUCCCACUAUUAGACCAUUCAGCAGACUCUGAUCAAUCCGGACCCUCUAAACCUCCACGCCAGUUUACAGUGGAACCGGACAUUGUUGCUAGCACCAAGAAGCCUCCUCCCUCACGUCCACCACCUCCCAGCGGAGGUCCACCCCCGCGACCGCCCCCACCAUCCAGACAAACUCUCCCUUCAAAAAAGUCUCAGGAAUCUCUAAGGCCAAGUGGACUUGAAGUUCUGGAAGGAAACUCUAUCAGUCCUGAAGUCUCAGAGCCUUCGGGCCUGUUGUCUCCGGGCAGCACAGUGAGGAGUCUGACCAAAGACCUGCUCCAUUCUCUGGAUUUAGCUAGUGCAACAAGUGGGGACAAGGUGGUCACUGCGCAGGAAAAUGAGGAUGAACAACCUUGCUCUCAAAGUGGAACGUCAUCCCCAGGUUCUCAGCGUCCACGCUCCAACUCUGGAAGAGAACUGACUGAUGAGGAAAUCCUGGCCAGUGUGAUGAUCAAGAAUCUAGACACUGGAGAGGAGAUUCCUUUAAUUCAGGCAGAAGAGAAACUGCCAGCUGGAAUCAACCCCCUCACUCUGCAUAUCAUGAGGAGGACUAAGGAGUACAUUACAAAUGAUGCAGCACAAUCUGAUGACGAUGACAAACCAUCAGCUUCGUUGACAGACACUGAUGGAGGGAAGCUGAAACAGAAAACGACUCAGUUAAAGAAAUUCCUUGGUAAGUCUGUGAAAAAGGCCAAGCAUUUUGCCGAAGAAUAUGGAGAGAAGGCAGUGAACAAAGUGAAAAGUGUGCGUGAUGAAGUGUUCCACACGGACCAGGAUGAUCCAUCCUCCAGUGAUGAUGAAGGCAUGCCAUACACCCGGCCUGCCAAAUUUAAGGCUGCACACAGCUUAAAGGGACCCUUUGACUUUGAUCAGAUUAAAGUUGUGCAGGAUCUCAGUGGAGAACACACGGGUGCUGUUUGGACCAUGAAGUUUUCUCACUGUGGGAGGCUUCUGGCAAGUGCAGGGCAGGAUAAUGUAGUUCGCAUUUGGGUGCUAAAAACAGCAUUUGACUAUUUUAAUAACAUGAGAAUAAAGUACAACACUGAAGGUCGUGUCUCGCCCUCACCAUCACAAGAAAGUUUAUGCUCUUCUAAAUCAGAUACAGAUACAGCUGCAAGUUGUGUUCCAGAAGACCCAGAAACGGACGACAGGAAUGCUCCUUUCCGACAGGUUCCCUUUUGCAAGUACAAAGGUCACACAGCUGAUCUAUUAGACCUGUCUUGGUCAAAGAACUUUUUCUUGCUGUCUUCUUCCAUGGAUAAAACAGUGAGAUUAUGGCACAUAUCCAGGAGGGAGUGUUUGUGCUGUUUCCAACACAUAGAUUUUGUUACAGCUAUAGCUUUCCAUCCAAGAGAUGACAGAUAUUUCCUUAGUGGUUCUCUUGAUGGAAAGCUGCGACUUUGGAACAUUCCCGACAAAAAAGUGGCUUUGUGGAACGAAGUGGAUGGGCAAACACGGCUCAUCACUGCUGCCAAUUUCUGUCAGAAUGGGAAAUAUGCCGUGAUUGGCACCUAUGAUGGUCGAUGCAUUUUCUAUGACACAGAGCGUUUAAAAUAUCACACCCAAAUUCAUGUGAGGUCGACAAGAGGUAGAAACAAAGUGGGUCGCAAAAUCACAGGAAUUGAACCUUUACCAGGAGAGAACAAGAUUUUGGUGACCUCUAAUGAUUCCCGCAUUCGCUUGUAUGACCUGAGGGACUUGUCUUUAUCCAUGAAAUAUAAAGGUUAUGUCAAUAGCAGCAGCCAGAUUAAGGCCAGCUUUAGCCACGACUACUCGUUUAUUGUGAGUGGCUCCGAGGAUAAAUACAUCUACAUAUGGAGCACUUAUCAUGACUUGAGUAAAUUCACCUCUGUACGCCGUGACCGCAAUGACUUCUGGGAAGGAAUCAAAGCCCACAACGCAGUGGUCACUUCAGCCAUUUUUGCACCACACCCAGAACUUAUUAUCCCACAAGAAAGCCCAGCAGAAAAGCCUGAAGCAGAGUGUAAGAGUCUGGACUCCACUGACUCAGAGACCAUUCCCUCUGGUGCCCUUAAGACAGACCAUUCUGAAGUUUUGCUUUCAGCAGACUUCACCGGAGCCAUAAAAGUUUUCAUCAAUGUCAAAAAGUAUUGA